AUGAGCCGGGAACUGAUUCAAGGUUUGGCUCGACGUGGCGCGCAGCUCAUACUGGCCUCAGACAACAUAGAUGCCUGUGGUAGUGCUCGAGACAAAUUGCUCAAAGCCACUCGGGUCACUCCCAGCCGUGUGGAGUGUCGUCUGUUGAACACGAGUAGCACACGUUCCGUGCGUCGGUUCGCCGCCAACCUGUUGUCUGACUAUCCGCGUCUGGAUCGGGUCAUUGUGCAAUCGCCCAGUUGUAUCACCAGUGUGGUAGCCGGCAAACGACGUCCCACUCACGACGGGUUUGAGCAAAAUUUAGGUACAAAUUAUUUCUCCACCUAUCUGCUCUCUCGUCUGUUGUGGCCUCGUCUGUCCAAAUCUGAUGACGGGCGACUCAUUCUUGUGGUCGAUAUGGAUGCUGCUGCUGAGGCCCAAACACAAGCGCCUCGGUUGCCGGAUUCGACACAGUUGGGCCUGCCGGUGCACGAUUUGAAUUUUGAUGACCCAAACAAUUUUGAUCCGAAAUUGGCGUAUCAACGAUCCCAAUGGUUCCUCACUCUAUUCGCCGAGUAA
Molecule: messenger RNA, 558 nt
Organism: Echinostoma caproni
Lineage: Eukaryota; Metazoa; Platyhelminthes; Trematoda; Plagiorchiida; Echinostomatidae
Source: the annotation of a GenBank genome assembly